ACGUAAUCUAGCGAUCAUUCACGAUUGGUGAAUUUACAAGACAGACUGAAAGGUGAAGCAGCCAUUGUUGUCUUCACAUGGAAAGGUUUGCACACGGAACGAAAUUUACGAUGUGUUCCUCAAAACUAUGCUUUGCAUGUGUAGCAUUAUUUAUGCUGUCCUUAUUACCUCAACAAAGUAAUGGUAAAGAAACAGACCAAAGCAACUUGUAUGAUAAAGUCACCGCAAAACCUAUCAACCCAAACGUGGAAACCCUGAAACAGAUCAUUCCUCAGAACAACAGUAAUACAACACAAACUGAGAGACUUGUAAAGAGAGAAUAUUUUAUUUCUAAGUUAUUUGAAGAUUUUGGUAAUGAAAAUGGUGUGUUGACUCAUGAUGGACUGGAUAAAAUGUUAACACAGUUAGGUUUUGAAGUUGGUCAUGUUCACAGCAUUAAAGACCAUGAUCACAAUGGAGACUAUGAUCACAAUGGAGACCAUGAUCACAGCAUAGACCAUGAUCACAAUCACCAUGAAGUUGAGCACAAACAAUCAGAAGAGGAAGAUCAUACUCCCAGGAAUAAAGUAAAAAGAAUGUUGAAAAGUACCGGUAGUACUAAAAAUAACAGUUCUGUUAAAGACAAAUAUAACAAAUAUAAUGUUGACAGUUUGUUACAUGAGUAUGGAUAUACAGAUGGUAUAACAAGGAACCAGUUUAUUAACUUUUGUCCUGGUUUAUUGUUCCUGUUGAUGGGUUUAGAGCAUGCAGAUCAACAUUAUCCUGAUGGAAUUCACCAACAUCUGAAUACAUCAGCGAGUAGCUAUCGUCUACCAGAAGUAUGGGGAUUUAGCUGUCUCUCAGUGCUUGCCAUCAGUUUAGUAGGACUACUUGGUGUAACUGUUAUUCCCAUCAUGCAGAAAGUCUUCUAUAAUCACCUGUUACAGUUUUUGGUAGCGUUAGCUGUUGGAGCCCUCUCUGGAGAUGCGAUGUUACAUCUCAUUCCUCAUGCAUUCCAAGGUGGACAUUCCUUGCAUGGUGAACAUGAUUCACAUGACAACUCACAGCAUAUGUCAUCUGUAUUGAAAGGACUGUGUGGACUUGGAGGAAUAUAUUUCUUCUUUCUGAUAGAAAGACUCUUGACAAUACAUACACAAGAAAAACGCAAAAGAAACAAGGGUAAAUCUAAACACACCAAUAACAAGACGGUAUAUAGUAAGGAACAGAACACCAGUUUUAUUGGACAUGCAAGAAAAACGACUGAACCUGAUUGUGAAGAUAUGAUUAUGGGCAUUCAUCCUGGACACAAAGCUUUGAAGAAUUAUGCUGAAGAAUCACACAAUACUGACUGUCACAAGCUGGAUGAUUUGAGUGACGAGGAAAAUCAUGUCAACUGUAAGAAGUCUACAGACGAGGAAGAGCCAUCGCUAGUAUUAAGUCAUACUCAUGGUGGUCAUGGCCAUAGCCACUGUCACAAAGUACCAAAGACAGUGGCAGCUAUUGCUUGGAUGGUCAUCAUUGGUGAUGGAAUCCAUAACUUUUCUGAUGGUUUAGCUAUUGGUGCAGCUUUUGCAGAAAGUUUAACUGGAGGAUUGAGUACAUCAAUUGCUGUAUUCUGUCAUGAACUACCUCAUGAAAUAGGUGAUUUUGCUGUUUUAUUAAGAGCAGGGAUGACAGUUAAACAAGCCCUGGUAUAUAACUGUGUAUCAUCUGUUCUUGCCUUCAUGGGUAUGUGUAUUGGUAUUCUCAUCGGUAAUAUAGAAGGUGCUAGUCUAUGGAUUUUUGUUGGAGUCGCUGGCAUGUUCCUGUACAUUGCUUUAGUUGAUAUGCUUCCACAGGUGUCUGAUGUAGAUACAAAGAAGGGAGAGCAUCCACUUUGUCAUCUAUUGUUACAGAUUUCAGGAAUGAUGUUAGGCGGAGGAAUAAUGUUUCUCAUUGCUUUAUUUGAACAUGACCUGAAGAACAUCUUCUGAUGUGAAUCAGCUGAUCAAACAAACAAAUAGUUGCUUCCAGAAGUGCUUAACGAAUAAAUGAUGAUGUUAUAUGUGUAUAGGUGUUGUAGCAGUGCUUAACGAAUGAAUGAUGAUGUAGUAUAUAUGUGUAUAAGUAUGAGGGUAACAAUUACAGUAAAAAGUUAUAAUAAUUAUAGAUGUCCAUUAUACAAAUUUACAAUGAUUUAAGAAAUCCUUUGUGGACAAAUGAAAUCUCAAGAACCUUUUUUCUUUUAUUUGGUGUCUCUUUUUCUAUACAGUACACUUAUCAUGGAAUUAUAUUAAAUCAAAUUGAACAAUGUUCUUUGUUAAACAGAAGUGGUUCAUGAAAUAGCUUUCAUCUGUUUAUUUAUUUAUAUUUUCUUUUCUGUUCAUCUUAACAAAAUGGCAGAAGUGAAAAUUUCAGCCUGCUGUUUCCGCAGGCUGCAUCACAAAUAUGUUAAAGUUUAUGAUAAGGUCAGUUUAUAGGGAACAAGAUGUGGUCAAUCAAUGAUAUUUGGUAUUCAGUUGUAUAUGUAUCCCAUUUCUAUGGAGAUUAUUUAUGCCCCUUGCUCAGUCAUGUUUGCUACUUUUGCAUAUUUUCACAUUACAGUUUGUGGUUAGGGAUAUUUUAAGGGGAAUUUUAAUGGUCAGUGAAUGAUAUUUAAUAUGCAGCUCAAUUAGCAUUUACAUUUCUCAUUUUCACAGAAUUUUUGGGUGAGCAUAUUCAGACAAGAUUCAUUGAAUUUGAAAGGUUUUGAUACUUUUAAACUUUUGUCGUUCUUCUUUUAAAAAAAAAAAUGCAUUUAACUAUCAACACUACAUACAGUUGAGACAUUUCCCUGUGUGAACAGAUAUGUUUAAUAUACCUUUAAAGUUUCCAGUUAAGGGGUUUAAAAAAAAAUAGAGAGAGAUAUACUUAUAUCUUGGUGUUUUGAUGGCUCUAUCUCUUUUGGAAACAGAUGAUAAGUGACAAUUCUAAAACAGUUAUGUUAACUUAUUUAAUUAUUUUGAAAGUAUCGGUUAUUUUUCGCUGUAAGAUGGGUUGGGUUGGGGUU
This is a messenger RNA of Mytilus trossulus (common blue mussel), 3007 nucleotides long. Its product is annotated as zinc transporter ZIP6-like. The record is from RefSeq and is a predicted model, not a curated record. Gene Ontology annotation, biological process: zinc ion import across plasma membrane; intracellular monoatomic cation homeostasis. The transcript has 9 exons. Gene Ontology annotation, cellular component: plasma membrane. Gene Ontology annotation, molecular function: monoatomic cation:bicarbonate symporter activity; zinc ion transmembrane transporter activity. Bases 78 to 1952 code for a protein of 624 amino acids. Lineage: Eukaryota; Metazoa; Mollusca; Bivalvia; Mytilida; Mytilidae.